CGCGGGAAGUUCAGAGGGUGAUAGACGGCAAGUUCGGCGGUGGCUUCUCUCUGGGAAAAUAUAAAAGGGAGUGGCCUCUGACUGGACCAGAGCCAUGAGCAGUUCUGUCCCGUUUCCUGGGCAGCUCAUGGAGUUCUGGAUGGGUAAGGCAGUGGAAUGGGACCAGACUAAGACCCCUGCUGUCCAGUUCGAUGUCAGUCUCCAUCUGGGUCAGCUGAGGAGCUUUCUUCAGGAUGUAUUCAAGGAGCUGCAUGUUACUAGUUCCACUAGGGAAGCGAUUGAGAGAUUUCCCUUCAUUGGCCAGCUGCUGGGAAGGCUGUGCUGGAAUUUGUAUGUAACUGCUGACGAGGAGAGCCGAGACUGCCUGCUGCGCUGUCUGUGUUGCAUGUACAGUGCGCAACCCCAGGGUGCUGUUGAGCUGAAGGCCAACCAGUGGAUCCAGAAUUUACUGUGCCUCCUAAGUACUGAGGACGACUCCAGCACAGCACAGGCCGUUUUUAAUCACGUGGGCUGUACACCAAGAGAGUAUCAUUUAGAGGUGUUGAAAAAUAUGGUAGCAUGGUUGGUGAAAGACAUCACAAGCUCUUCCUGCUAUAAAGUCCAUGAACUUGAACUGUGCUCAUAUGACAAACUGUACAGUGUGUCACUUUCCAGCAUCCCGCUAGUCACGUGUCCAGAGGCUACUCCUUUGAUCGGUGCUCUUCUUCAGUGUCCUGCAGCUUUGAAUGAGGGCUUCCUGGAGGCAGUCAGUGAGGCCCUGCUGAGUAAGAAGCUGAUUCUCAAGGAGCCGGCAGUGGUGGCUCUAUGGUGUCAAAGUCUCACCAGUUUGGAGAGUGCUACACUACAUCUCCUUGAAUCUGUGCUCUCAAACCUGGAACCCUUCCCACAGGAACUUGAGCAACAGGUUAUUGACUCUCUGCUGCCAAGAGCAUCUGCCCUUCACUGUCCUCUGUUUCUCGUGGUGAAUGACAUCUUCAGGACCGUACUGCUGGGUUUGGAUGCAAACGUAUCUUUCCGAGCGCUCCUCCAGGCCUUUACACGCUGCUUUCUUUGCACAUAUGGACAAGUGGAACCACAGGAGAGGCUGCCACUGAAGACCUUCUUUCCCCAUGCUCCCCUGUCCAUACUAAUGCCACUGCUGAAGCUUCCCUCAGAGGUGCCUGAGGAGGCAUGGUCUGCACACUUGCUGUGGAUCAGCUGCUGCUUACAUACAGUGGUGGAGGAGGAGGAAAAAGUACAUAACAGAUGGCACCACCGUCUGUUUGAGAGCUGGUUCCUGCUGCUGCAGUGUAGUGACUGGGUUGAUGUGGCUGCUCAGGUUUUGGUCACAUCUAGCCAAGAGUCCUCGACAACACUCUUGUGGCUGCUAGCAUUCUACUAUCAUCCUGCCAACAAUGAGCAGCAGAGGACCCAAGCGCUGGCUGUCGCCAAAGCUGUCUUAGACCACCUGAGAGUGCUUUUCACUACUGCUACUCCUCCUCCUUUGGAGCAUCUCCAGGCAUUCAUGGGGCUGAUGACCACUCACUCCUCUCAUCCUGCCACGACUCGCUUAAUCCUCCAACUCAUGGUCAAUUUUGCUACCUUCUCACACUGGUUACCUGACAUUGCAACUGAGCUCUUUCACUUGGUGAAGGUGAGGUGUGGCUUCACCAGGCAGCUCUUGGCUCUCCUGGCUGGUAUUGAGCAUAGACUAAAUGGUCGUGAAACUCAUGAAAGGUUGAAGAAUUUAAGGACAUUUUGCAUUGAACACAAGUAGGUAUUAUCUAAAGCAUACCUCAACUAAGGAUAUCAACAUUCUUGGACUAUUCAGAGCAAUUUAAAAAUAUGUACUGGUUGAAAAAAGACUAAAAGAUGGCAGAUGUUUUUCAAAUAUUUAUUUUUCCCCACUUAUAUAAUGAGGGGCCUUGGUAAAGAUUGCUAGUUACUGGCUAGUCAGGAUUUGGGAUCAUUUAGCUGUAUUUUCAGCCUGAUGUCCAGAGUUUCUAGAGAUGUUAAGUGUUGAUGCAAGUAUUUUAUUCUCCACCCUUCAUGUGUAGCUUAAUAAGAAA
Messenger RNA from Scleropages formosus (Asian bonytongue), 2048 nucleotides. RefSeq names its product FA complementation group C (gene fancc). The transcript is spliced from 15 exons. The record is from RefSeq and is a predicted model, not a curated record. Gene Ontology annotation, biological process: nucleotide-excision repair; interstrand cross-link repair; cellular response to oxidative stress. Gene Ontology annotation, cellular component: Fanconi anaemia nuclear complex. NCBI's taxonomy places the organism in Eukaryota, Metazoa, Chordata, Actinopteri, Osteoglossiformes, Osteoglossidae. Bases 95 to 1756 code for a protein of 553 amino acids.